Messenger RNA from Triticum turgidum subsp. durum (durum wheat), 1275 nucleotides. The record is from the annotation of a GenBank genome assembly. NCBI's taxonomy places the organism in Eukaryota, Viridiplantae, Streptophyta, Magnoliopsida, Poales, Poaceae.
AUGGCCGAUCGGCGAGGCGACGGCAUGCGCCAGCAGCCGCCUUACUCGUCGGGCCAUCAGGAGCGGGUCUUCGACGGCGGAGGCGGUGGCGGCGGCCCGGCGUUCGGGAACGACUACGAUCCUGGAUCGUCCUACAUGUCGCUUCUUGGCUCCGGCGUCAACCCCCAGCAGUCGCUGCCGGCACAGCAGGCGUGGGGGGUCGACGACGUGGCCCCGCCGACCAUCAAUCUCACUCCUCACUUCUCCAUGGCGAACUACGUGCCGACGUCGUCCUACCAGCAGCACCAGACGGCUGCAUCCUUCGUGGCACCCCUCGCCGCCAACCUCCACCCCUACCCGUCGUCGUCGUCGUCGUCCUACUUCCAGGCCGAUCUGCCGCCGCAAUGGCCUCCGCGGGCAAUGGCGCCGUCGCCCUCCUCCUCCCUGCUGCCCCGCAACUUCACGGUCCACCAAACGCCGGCGUACCCGCAGUCGCACCACCACGAGCAGCAGAUGCACAUGCAGCUGCUGCGCGCGGCGGCGCUAGGCGGCCCGCACGCGGCGCCGGCGCCCCCCAUCGAGCAGCCGGCCAAGGACGGCUACAACUGGCGCAAGUACGGGCAGAAGCAGCUCAAGGACGCCGAGUCGCCGCGGAGCUACUACAAGUGCACCCGGGACGCCUGCCCCGUCAAGAAGAUCGUGGAGCGCUCCUUCGACGGCUGCAUCAAGGAGAUCACCUACAAGGGCCGGCACACCCACCCGCGGCCCCCCGAGCCCCGGCGCAGCGGAGCGGAGGACGCCGCCGCCCCCAGCAGCGCCGUCGGCGCUCAUCAGGACGACGAGCUGAGCGACGACGAGGAUGACGGCGAGGAGGGCAUUGACAUUGGCAGUGGCGCAGGUGGUCCGGCGGGGCAGAGGGUGGUGAGGAAGCACAAGAUCAUACUGCAGACGCCGAGCGAGGUCGAUCUGCUGGACGACGGCUACCGGUGGCGCAAGUACGGCCAGAAAGUGGUCAAGGGCAACCCCCGUCCGAGGAGCUACUACAAGUGCACCGCCGAGAAUUGCAAUGUGCGCAAGCAGAUCGAGAGGGCAUCCACUGACCCUAGGUGCGUCCUGACGACAUACACCGGGCGGCACAACCAUGACCCACCGGGCAGGGGAGCUGGAGCCGCCGUUGCCGCCGGGGCAGGCGGCGGCUCCUCCUCUGAUCCCGUGCCAUCCAUAGUGAACCCGUCUGGCAACACAUUGCACCAGCCAAGUGGCAUUCAUCAGCUAAAAGAGGAGAAUCGGGAUUAA